This is a messenger RNA of Fimicolochytrium jonesii, 1296 nucleotides long. RefSeq names its product ribonuclease T2-like protein. Gene Ontology annotation, molecular function: RNA binding; ribonuclease T2 activity. NCBI's taxonomy places the organism in Eukaryota, Fungi, Chytridiomycota, Chytridiomycetes, Spizellomycetales, Powellomycetaceae. Gene Ontology annotation, biological process: RNA catabolic process. The record is from RefSeq and is a predicted model, not a curated record. The transcript has 2 exons. The coding region runs from base 253 to 1149 and encodes 298 amino acids. Gene Ontology annotation, cellular component: extracellular region.
UUUAGCGAGCGAGUUAAGCGAUGAUUAGCGAAGCGAGCGGAGCGCUAAUUAGAUCCUAGUUGGAGCUGCAUGCUUUUUUCUUACUACUUUGGACUCGGAAGCGGAAGAGAGGCUGUCAGCAUGCAUGUGCAGCCUCUCUGGAUACACCUGGCGGUCGUUGCAGAAGCCAGAGCGAAAAUGUUAUAAAGACCCUGCGGUGAGCGUCAAGCUUCCUCGCUUCCUAGUGUGAGAAAUCUCCAACGUCCACCCACAAUGCCUUCCGCCCUCCUCUCGACCGCUGUCCUCGCGCUGGUCGCGCAGACAGCCCUCGCCCUGCCCGGCUGCGAUGGCAACUCCCACGGCAAAGACCCCCGACCACUCAUCCCCCGAGACUGCCCAAAGACCGCCAUCGGCUGCACCAACAGCACCUCGACCGGCCUCCCAUACUCGGGAUGCUGCGUCCCCGACCAGGGUCUCCUGGUCUUUGCCCAGAACUGGACCAUGGGUUACUGCCAAAGCGGCGCCACCUGUGCGAACGAGACGCUGAACUCGUUGCCAAAGAACGAGUUCACCAUCCACGGACUGUGGCCUGACUACUGCGACGGUACAUACAACACAUCCCCUCUUGGAUGUGACCCGGCCCGUGCGUACCACGAUGUGUCGGAGCGUAUUGCGGCCAACACGGUCGAGAAGGGUUUCGUUGAGAAGCUGAAGAAGGUGUGGAAGGGUGCGGAUGGAAGCUACGAGUGGAUGUGGUCCCACGAAUGGACAAAGCACGGAACCUGCAUGUCCACCAUCAACCCCACCUGCUUCAGCAAGGAAGUGCAGGCCGCCAACUCCUCCGCCGACGUCCUCACCUACUUCCACACCACCUACAAGCUCCGCGAGCGUUACGAGAUGGGCAAAAUCCUCCGCAAGAAGAACAUCGUCCCUUCCGCCACCAAGCCAUACAAAUUCGCCGAUUUUCAGGCCGCUAUCGAAGCUGAUACCGGUUACCCCGGCACACUUCAGUGCGUGAAGGUCAACGGAACUGCUUACCUGUCUGAGGUCUGGCUGUUCUUGAACGCUCGCCCCAACCUCAAGUUUGUGAGCCAGAUCCCCGUUAAGCUUUACAACUCUUGCCCCAACAAUACCGACAUCUGGUUCCUUCCCCAGCCCAAGAAGCACUAGAGGGUAUUGAUACACACUUCCUCACUAGAUUUUAGAUUGUAGUAGAUAGAACCACCCCGUACAUAUCGCCAACAUUGAAAAUCGAUUGAGUACUGGCCAACACACAAUCAGCCAGUUAUCGGUAUGCGAAGACUUGAAACUGUUCUG